This is a messenger RNA of Plutella xylostella (diamondback moth), 2177 nucleotides long. RefSeq names its product ATP-dependent DNA helicase Q1. Gene Ontology annotation, cellular component: chromosome; cytoplasm. Lineage: Eukaryota; Metazoa; Arthropoda; Insecta; Lepidoptera; Plutellidae. Gene Ontology annotation, biological process: double-strand break repair via homologous recombination. The record is from RefSeq and is a predicted model, not a curated record. Gene Ontology annotation, molecular function: 3'-5' DNA helicase activity; four-way junction helicase activity; nucleic acid binding.
UUCAUGAAAAUAUUGAAUUGAAUUUGAAAUGUUUUGAUCAGAAUUAAGUAAAAAAUGACUGAAAUGAAAACCGCCGACGACUAUCAAUUAGCUAUAACUAACAUCGACAAAGAGCUAGUAAAAGUGGAAGCUGAAAUCACAAAAUGGAAAACCAUUCAAAGAAAACUAAACGAAAAGAAAACGUCUUAUAAAAAUGCUAUAACAAAACUGAAAUCGGACUCCUUAGCCAGCCUGGACUGGGAAGGGACUAGUUACGAAUGGUCAGACGAUGUGAAGAGUACGCUCGAGAAUAUAUUCAAGAUAAAAUCUUUCAGGCCCAAGCAGCUGAGUGCUAUUAACUCGACGCUGUCGGGGGAGCACGCCAUCGUGGUGAUGCCCACGGGCGCCGGCAAGAGCCUGUGCUACCAGCUGCCGGCGCUGCUGCGGCCCGGCCUCACCGUCGUCGUCUCACCACUCAUCUCACUCAUGGAGGACCAAAUCAGGUCACUCACACAGAAGAAUAUCCCUGCUAUGCUCAUGUGCAGCACCUCCUCUAAAGAUGAAAAUCAAACAGCAUUGAAAACCCUAACAGAUGAUAAAACAGACAUCAAACUGCUAUAUGUUACACCAGAGAGAUUUGCGAAGAGCAAAAGAUUCAUGUCCAAUUUGCAGAAAUGUCAUGCAGCAGGUAGAUUACAAAGAUUUGCUAUAGACGAAGUACACUGCUGCUCGCAGUGGGGACACGAUUUCAGACCAGACUACAAAUUUCUUGGAAUAUUGUCAAAUAUGUUCCCCAAAGUACCUAUCCUUGGGUUGACCGGCACGGCCACAUCUCAUGUUCUCAGUGAUGUCCAAAAAAUACUGAACAUACCUGGUUGCCUGGUACUUAAAACCACUUUUAACAGGCCAAAUUUAUUCUACCAAAUAUUAGAGAAACCGGCUACUCAAGAAGGCUGCCUUGAUGUUUUAGAAAAGCUGCUGAAAUACAGAUACAAGGAUGAAAGUGGUAUAAUUUAUGCUCAUAGUAUAAAAGAUUGUGAAGAUCUAGCCCAGGGUCUGAGGAAGAGGGGCCUGAGAGUGGGCUGCUACCAUGCGAGCCUUGAUGCUGAAACCAGAUCCAAGGUACACCAGAAGUGGCAUGAGAAAAUCUAUCAAGCAAUAGUUGCUACUGUAGCUUUUGGGAUGGGUAUUGAUAAGCCUGAUGUGAGAUUUGUAAUCCACCAUUCUAUUAGCAAAACCAUGGAAAAUUACUAUCAAGAGAGUGGCAGAGCCGGCCGCGAUGGUUUGAGGGCUGAGUGUGUCACCCUCUACAGAAUGCAAGAUUUAUUCAGAGUUAGCACUAUGGUGUUCUCUAAUAAUGGUCACCUUGAGCAAUUAUAUGGCAUGAUAAAAUAUUGCCUCAAUGUCAAGGUGUGUAGGAGACAAGUGGUUGCCGAAUACUUUAAUGAAAACUGGGGCAAUACUGAUUGCAACUACAUGUGUGAUGUAUGUAUACAUCCUAACAAAAUUAUAAGAGAAAUACGUCUGGAAGAACAUAUAAAAAACUUGGCUGUUGUCAUAGAAAAAGCAGAAAAAAAAGAAAUAAAAUUAACAGCUCUGAAGUUGUUGGAUGCUUGGUUUUUAAAAGGCCCUGUAAAUAUACGACAUGAUGGUCCAGAUCCAGGACUGAAAAUUUCCAGAUUAGUAGGAGAAGAUGUUAUAGCAUAUUUACUGAUUAAGGGCUACCUUGUUGAAGACUUUCACUUCACAGCUAUGAGCACAAUAAGUUACAUUAAAUGCGGCCCUAACAUGGAAAUGAUAAAAGACGAAAACUUUUCUUUGAGAAUGCUUGUCAGGAAAAGCAGUGCUUUUAAUUUGGAAGAACCAGCGCCAUGCUUUGUACCAGCAUGUGAAGAAGUUUUUGAAGAAGGAAGAGGUAGAAGUAAACGAAACAUCAAUGAUGUCAAUGAACAACCACCUGAAAAGACAAGUAAAUCUGAAGCUGCUGCUAAGAAACCAAAGAAAGCCAUCAAUGAUGAAAGUAAGCCUGCAGCUAUUGCUAAGAAGCCAAGGCAGGUAACAGAAGAAAAGUGUAAGCCAAAACCAGAGCAAGACACAGAGAAAAGGAAAAAACAUCCUCUGAAUAAACCCCUGGCAUCUGAAGUUGUUAUUGUAGAUGAUGAUAAUGAUGAUUUUUUUUGGUGAUUGGAUGAUAUCUG